Molecule: messenger RNA, 1357 nt
Organism: Drosophila obscura
Lineage: Eukaryota; Metazoa; Arthropoda; Insecta; Diptera; Drosophilidae
Product: aspartic proteinase A3
Exons: 1
Coding region: 13-1239 (408 amino acids)
Biological process (GO): cell death; proteolysis
Cellular component (GO): lysosome
Molecular function (GO): aspartic-type endopeptidase activity
Source: RefSeq, a predicted model, not a curated record
UCGAGCGCCGCAAUGGAGGUAAAGUGGAACUGCUGCUGUAGACUGAUGCUAAUAUUGGCCCUCUGCUCGUCUGCAGUGGAGUGUCGGAGGCGCCUGAAGGUGGGAAGACGUCGGAAUCCACAGUCGAGUCAUCUCAAUGUGCGGAACGAACUGCAAUCUCUGUCGAUAAAACACAAACUUAACCAUGCUACCACAAAAGCAACAGCAACGGAAACAGUAGCAACAAAGGAGACCACCUCGAACGGAGCUGCAUUGGGUAAUGCCUUCAACACGGAGUACUAUCUGCCGGUGACAAUUGGAACGCCUCCACAGGAGUUCAGCCUGCUGAUCGAUACGGGCUCGUCGAAUCUCUGGGUGCCCUCCAGCCAGUGUCCAGCCACGGUCAAGUCCUGCGCGAGCCACAGGCAAUACGACUCAAAGUCCUCGAGCUCCUAUGUGGCCAAUGGCACCGCUUUCAAGAUCGAAUACGCCUCGGACUCGAAUGGGGAAGUGGCACUGUCGGGCUUCCUGUCGCAGGACACGGUCACCGUAGCGGAAUUUCCCAUUAAGAAUCAGGUAUUUGCAGAGAUCACCGACGAGCCAGAGGCCAAGUUUCUGUCCUCUCCCUUCGAUGGGAUGUUCGGUCUGGGCUAUGCAAGUAUAUCGAUCGGUGGAGUCACGCCGCCGUUUUACAACCUGGUGGCCCAGGGGCUGAUCAAGCAGCCUGUCUUCUCCAUCUAUCUGAAUAGGAAUGGCACAAGUGCCACAGAUGGCGGUGAGCUCAUUCUUGGCGGCACUGAUUCGACCCUCUUCAGCGGCUGUCUCACCUAUGUGCCAGUCUCUCAGCAAGGAUACUGGCAGUUCAUCAUGACCAGUGCGCUUCUGGCUGGGCAGAACUUUUGCACGCGCUGUCAGACCAUCCUCGAUGUAGGCACCUCCCUGAUAGUGGCCCCAACUGCCGCGGUAGAAAAGAUCAACCAGAUACUGAAUGUACUCAAUCCGCAAGACACGAGUGGCGUCUUCUUGGUGAACUGCUCAACGAUUUCCAGCCUACCGACGAUGUUUUUCACAAUUGCCCGAAAGGAUUUCCCGCUGCAGCCCGCCGAUUAUGUACUGCAAUACGGGGAGACGUGCGUCUCGAGUUUCACCAGCCUCGCGGGCAGUGACUUGUGGAUACUCGGCGAGGUAUUUAUGGGCGCCUACUACACGGUCUAUGACAUGGGCUACAAUCAAAUUGGACUGGCCACAGCAUUGCAUUGAAUGGCAUUUCUAAUGUUUCUCUCAUACAUAUAAAUUUCAACGUAUUCGCACUUUGCAAAGUAAAUUUUCAAUCCAAAGUUUUACAAAGUUUUUUCCAAUAACUUAACGUUAUGUAUUA